AUGAACAUGAUCCCCAACACUAAUCCUCAUCCACCCCUUCUCAGCGUUAACCAGGAGUGGACAGAGGUUAUUGCAUCGCAAUACACUGCGAGUGAGCUGCUGGGACAAGGUAACUUCAGCUAUGUGUACGCUGGAGUUCGUAAUGUGGAUUGGAAACAGGUUGCUAUUAAGUGUGUGGCCAAGACUGUCUACAGCAAAAACAUCACCAUUCCCGGUGGGACGCAAACUCUGCCUCUGGAGGUAGCCUUGAUGCAGAUGCUGUCCGUGCCGCCUCGCUCAAGGAAUGUGGUGGAGCUGCUGGAAUGGUUUGACCUGUCCGAUUGGGUCGUCUUGGUUCUGGAGCGACCCAGUCCCUGCAGUGACCUGCAAGAGUUUUGUAUAUGUAACAAUGGUCUACUGUCUGAAUCAUUGGUUCGAAAUAUCAUGUGGCAGGUGGUUCAGGCGGCCCGUCACUGCUGUAACAAUGGUGUUUUUCACCGAGACAUCAGGCCUGAGAACAUUCUGAUCAACACAGACACAAUGGUAGUGAAGUUGAUCGACUUUGGCAAUGGGGACUUGUUAAAGGACUCCCCUUACAGAACUUUUGCAGGAACUCCACCAUAUUGUCCUCCCGAGUGGCUCCAUGAGGGAAAGUAUCUGGGACGUCCUUCUACUGUCUGGAAUCUUGGUGUGCUCCUGUUCUACUUGGUCUGUGGACACGUGCCCUUUAUGAACAGUGAUCAAAUUAUAAAUGGGAUUAUACCUAUAUGUCAUCAUGUGUCUAAAGAAUGCUCUGAUCUGAUAUCUUUGUGCCUGAAAAAAGACCCUCGCUCUCGGCCGACGUUCGAGGACAUCAUCAGACACAAGUGGUUUACAAUGCAGCUUUAG
Messenger RNA from Tachysurus vachellii, 867 nucleotides. Its product is annotated as serine/threonine-protein kinase pim-1-like. Gene Ontology annotation, cellular component: cytoplasm. Gene Ontology annotation, molecular function: protein tyrosine kinase activity; protein serine/threonine kinase activity; ATP binding. NCBI's taxonomy places the organism in Eukaryota, Metazoa, Chordata, Actinopteri, Siluriformes, Bagridae. The record is from RefSeq and is a predicted model, not a curated record. The transcript has 6 exons. Bases 1 to 867 code for a protein of 288 amino acids. Gene Ontology annotation, biological process: negative regulation of apoptotic process; protein autophosphorylation; regulation of mitotic cell cycle.